UACUUAGGCACUAUUCUCUACCUAAGUACCUUGAGGCUUGAGUAAAACGCCGGCACGUAUUUAGUUCACCCACCCUGUCUUCAGGCGGCGCCACCAUUUACUUUGACAACGGCACAUUUUGGGGCAGCGACGCGAAGGAGCGAGUCGUGUUUGGAGACAGUUUCACUGUAUUUGCGCAUUGUGGUUGUACAUUCACAUCUAGACAGACCACCAGUGUUAUAUUCCGAGUGACAACGAACCACAGACUUGUAGAAUGUCUGUCUGUGCAAAGCUUGCGUUCUUAUGCUUUAGUUGUAUUUUGUUUAACGCGAUUUUAACCAAUUCAGAAAAGAGCUGGAAAGAUAAAGAUGUUCGCGAUUACUCGGACGCCGAUGUGGAACGUUUGUUAGAGCAGUGGGAGGAUAACGAUGAGGACGAACUAGAACCGGAUGAACUACCCGAAUGGAAGCGACCGGAGCCAGCUGUUGAUCUAACAAGCAUCGAUCCGAGCGAUCCUGAAGGUCUAAUGAAGCUGACGAAGAAAGGCAAAACUCUAAUGAUGUUCGUCUCUGUCUCAGGUGGUCCGACGCGUGAAGAGACGGAAGCAAUCACGCAGCUUUGGCACACAAGUCUGUUCAAUGCAAACUAUGAGAGCCAAAGGUUUGUGGUAGAUGACAACAGAGUGAUUUUCAUGCUUAAGGAUGGCUCAAAAGCUUGGGAUAUCAAGAACUUUCUAGUCACUCAGGAUAGGUGUGAAGAAGUUACAAUUGAACAACAGAUCUAUUAUGGCAAAGCUUCCCCACUCUACAAGGUUCAGCAGAAGGAAAAACGUCCCGAUAUUAGAGGUAAAGAGGAGUUUGCAAAAAUACUGAAGGAACAGGAGACAGACGAAGAGCCAGCCGAAGAGCCAGUUGAAGAAAUAUCAAAAAAGGAGAAAUAUGAAAAAGACCGGCUACAACAGAAAACAGAGGUAAACAGGCUGAAAGAACAAAAGAUAGAAAUUGAGACCAAACUCAAAGAGCUACAAAAGCAGUCUCAGAAACAAAGCAGUACACCCGAACAUACAGAUAAAAGUCCCGAUAGCAUAGAUAUCGAGAACAAUAUAGAAAGGCUGAGGGAUGAAAAAAUUAAAGCUGAUGAGGCAUUGAAUGAAAUGAAAGAGCAAAUGAAGAAGAGCAAGCAAGAGCAGAAAGAGUUUAUUAUGAAUGCGAUGGACCAGAAGCAAAAGCAAGCGGAAAGCAUUAGAGUAAUUAAGGAGGCCAAUGCCAAGGAAAAUGAAAAGAGACAAAAUGCAAAAAAAACAGAGCUGUAGGGCACGUGUAAAAUGUAGGGAAAUGAAUGCCUUUGCUUUUUUACAUAGUUUUUGUACAUGUUGCAGCUAUCCUAUUUCGCUUCAUUCUAGUUAAUUAGGUAAUAUUACCUAAAUUUCAUAAAAGUUGUUUAAAUAAUUUUUUCUUCAACACUGACAGAUAUUUGUUAACAAUAACAACUGUUAUAACUGGAAAAAAUUUAUUAUAUUUUGAAAUAAAAAUGAUAUUAUAUAAUAUUUUGA
This is a messenger RNA of Priapulus caudatus, 1531 nucleotides long. Its product is annotated as LDLR chaperone MESD-like. The record is from RefSeq and is a predicted model, not a curated record. Gene Ontology annotation, biological process: protein folding. The transcript has 5 exons. NCBI's taxonomy places the organism in Eukaryota, Metazoa, Priapulida, Priapulimorpha, Priapulimorphida, Priapulidae. Bases 254 to 1291 code for a protein of 345 amino acids.